This is a messenger RNA of Manacus vitellinus (golden-collared manakin), 1879 nucleotides long. RefSeq names its product hyperpolarization activated cyclic nucleotide gated potassium and sodium channel 2 (gene HCN2). The coding region runs from base 41 to 1879 and encodes 612 amino acids. Lineage: Eukaryota; Metazoa; Chordata; Aves; Passeriformes; Pipridae. Gene Ontology annotation, molecular function: voltage-gated potassium channel activity. Gene Ontology annotation, cellular component: membrane. The record is from RefSeq and is a predicted model, not a curated record. The transcript is spliced from 10 exons. Gene Ontology annotation, biological process: potassium ion transport; transmembrane transport.
GGAUGCGGGCGAGGAGGUCCGCGGGAGCCAGGCCAGCUUCAUGCAGCGGCAGUUCGGGGCGAUGCUUCAGCCCGGCGUCAACAAGUUCUCGCUGCGGAUGUUCGGCUCGCAGAAGGCGGUGGAGCGGGAGCAGGAGCGCGUCAAGUCGGCGGGGGCCUGGAUCAUCCAUCCCUACAGCGACUUCAGAUUCUACUGGGACUUCACGAUGCUGCUCUUCAUGGUGGGCAACCUGAUCAUCAUUCCUGUGGGCAUCACCUUCUUCAAGGAGGAGACCACAGCACCCUGGAUCGUGUUCAAUGUGGUCUCUGACACCUUCUUCCUGAUGGACCUGGUGCUGAACUUCCGGACAGGGAUUGUCAUUGAGGACAACACGGAAAUCAUCCUGGACCCUGAAAGGAUCAAGAAGAAGUACCUCAAGACCUGGUUUGUGGUGGAUUUUGUCUCCUCCAUCCCCGUGGACUAUGUUUUCCUCAUUGUGGAGAAGGGCAUAGACUCGGAGGUCUACAAGACCGCCCGUGCCCUCCGCAUCGUCCGCUUCACCAAGAUCCUCAGCCUCCUGCGGCUCCUCCGCCUCUCCCGGCUCAUCCGCUACAUCCACCAGUGGGAGGAGAUCUUCCACAUGACCUACGACCUGGCCAGUGCAGUGAUGAGGAUCAUCAACCUCAUUGGCAUGAUGCUGCUGCUCUGCCACUGGGACGGCUGCCUCCAGUUCCUGGUGCCCAUGCUGCAGGAUUUCCCCCAGAACUGCUGGGUCUCCAUCAAUGGGAUGGUGAACGACUCCUGGAGUGAGCUGUACUCCUUUGCCCUCUUCAAGUCCAUGAGCCACAUGCUCUGCAUCGGCUAUGGGAAGCAGGCUCCCGAGAGCAUGACGGACAUCUGGCUGACCAUGCUGAGCAUGAUUGUGGGGGCCACUUGCUACGCCAUGUUCAUCGGCCACGCCACCGCCCUCAUCCAGUCACUGGACUCCUCCCGGCGCCAGUACCAGGAGAAGUACAAGCAGGUGGAGCAGUACAUGUCCUUCCACAAGCUGCCUGCCGACUUCCGCCAGAAGAUUCAUGACUACUAUGAGCAUCGCUACCAGGGCAAGAUGUUUGACGAGGACAGCAUCCUGGGGGAGCUCAACGAGCCCCUGCGUGAGGAAAUUGUCAACUUCAACUGCCGCAAGCUGGUGGCCUCGAUGCCGCUGUUCGCCAACGCAGACCCCAACUUUGUCACGGCAAUGCUCACCAAGCUGAAGUUUGAGGUGUUCCAGCCGGGUGACUACAUUAUCCGUGAGGGCACCAUUGGCAAGAAGAUGUACUUCAUCCAGCACGGGGUGGUCAGCAUCCUCACCAAGGGCAACAAGGAGAUGAAACUCUCUGAUGGCUCCUACUUUGGAGAGAUCUGCCUGCUGACCCGUGGCCGGCGCACAGCCAGUGUCCGUGCAGACACCUACUGCCGCCUCUACUCGCUCUCAGUGGACAACUUCAAUGAGGUGCUGGAGGAAUACCCCAUGAUGAGACGGGCCUUUGAGACCGUGGCCAUUGACCGCCUUGACCGCAUUGGGAAGAAGAACUCGAUCCUGCUCCACAAAGUGCAGCACGACCUCAACUCAGGUGUCUUCAACAAUCAGGAGAACGAGAUCAUCCAGGAGAUCGUCAAGUACGACCGGGAGAUGGUGCAGCAGGCAGAGCUGCAGCAGCACACAGCCAUGUACAGCCCCGUCCAGCCCCAGGUCACCUCUGCCAUCGCCACCCUCCAGCAGGCCGUCGCCAUGAGCUUCUGUCCGCAGAUGGCGAGCCCUCUGGUGGGCUCCAUGGCGCUGGGCUCACCCCGCAUGAUGCGCCGUUUGCAACCCAAGGUGAGGGGUGAUGGUCCAGGACUGGAGGGCUGGGAGUGA